Messenger RNA from Hemibagrus wyckioides, 4284 nucleotides. RefSeq names its product family with sequence similarity 219 member B (gene fam219b). The record is from RefSeq and is a predicted model, not a curated record. The transcript has 6 exons. Bases 107 to 649 code for a protein of 180 amino acids. Lineage: Eukaryota; Metazoa; Chordata; Actinopteri; Siluriformes; Bagridae.
UCGACUCGUUUGUGAGCUCCGCAUACUGUAGUUGAUGUAAACAUGAAUUUCGUGACUGACACAUGAACCAUGACGUGACUGUUAGCUUUGUACUUUCGGCUCCAACAUGAACGACAUCAUGGAGGAACAGGAGAAGGAACAGGACAAUCUGGUAGCCGGCUCUCCCCCCAUGAGAGCAGGCAGUAGCCGGAGCAGCAGAACGAAGCCGGCCGCAGACGGAGUUAACAGACCGGUGGAGAAGAGAGGACCUUAUAUAAUGGCCAAAUCUAUAAACAUGAAACUGCAGAGACCCAGAGAGAUGGCCAGGAGAGUGUUUAAGAAGAAAGGCUUUUCCUCCGGGGGAGCGGUCAUGCAGCAGCCCAGACACGGAGCCAAGAAUGUAAAGUUCAAUAAAGGAUACGCAGCACUCAGUCAGAACGCAGAAGAUGCUCUAGUGUCUCUGGACUCGGACAGUGAUGUAGAGCUGGAGUAUUCAUCUGGAUAUUCCUCAGCAGAGAUUCAUCCAGAUCUCAGUCGCCAGCUGCUAAAAGACGGAUACCGUCUGGACGAGAUCCCUGACGACGAGGAUCUGGACCUCAUUCCUCCCAAAGCCAUGGGUUCCUCCAUCUGCUGCUGCUCGUCCGACGGCCUGUCCUGCUGCCUGCAGUGAACUCUACACAGGAAGCGGCUUUCACUCGGCACAGGAAAUCAAAUCCCGCCUUUUGAAAAGGAAUCUGUGGCCAGCGAACCUCUGCAUCGUGGAACCGCCCGUCAUCCUACCACACCGCCGAGGAACGUUCCCGACUUCCUGCAACGAUGUCACUAAUCUCAUCUGCUUCCCGUUUCCCCAGCAGACUUCCAGAGACCUCGUUAAUUACGGCGCUUUGUUUUUGUUACUUUAACACAGCUUUACAGCAUAAAGGGUCAGAAUAAUAUCGAAGCGCAUGUACUUAUCCGCAUGAUCUCUGCAUUACCGCAUCUGUAGCGUACCAAAUUUCACGUCUUGCCCGCGAUACCUGCACUUUUUUAACUAUAUAAAAAACUCUAAAUGUGUACAAAUCAUCGUUUUUCAGAUGGGACUGCUGAAUGAACGUAGCCCAAAGUAAACACAGAAGUGCCUCGGUUGCCUCGAUUCGUUGAUAAAUCCAGAUGCUACAGAUGUGGUGCAGAACAGGUUACAACUGCAAGUUUACUUAAUACAAACGUUCUAUCCAUCUUAAACUCCUCCUCUUGCCAGAACCACUGAAAACUACACAGAAAGAGUGUUCUUCUUACACACAUGACGCUGGAGCCGUCACGUUUUGAACUCUUUGAUAUUUAGUGACAUCCUGGAAGCUCCGCCCCCUUCCCCGCUAAAGUUUCGGUCAUCUCGAAAUCGAUUUUCCCACUGAGUGUUAAACUUAGAAGGCUGAGAGUUUAUUAUUAUUAUUAACUACUACACAGUCAGUUAUAGUAAGCUGUAUUUAUAAGGGAAGCACCGGAAUUCCUGACAUGGAAACAGUCCAGCUGAAAAUGGACAGAAACGGAGAACCAGUUGAUGGAGCAGGAUCUGAUCUCACUCUUCCUCCUCCUCCUCCUCCUCUCAUCUCUAAUUUUUAACCCUUAACCCAAUACAGUGCUCAAAACAACACAUUUAACACAUUAUCCGGUCCGAAACACCGACUUAUCUCCUAUUGUUUUUCUUUUCUCGUGUAACUUUAAGGAACUUCCUGCUUCUUCUCAGCAUGUUUAUCUUACACGUCAAGCUUUAUGCCGUAUACAUUACUGACAACUCGACGCUUUAAAACGUUGUACUCUGACGAGCGCGAGCCGGCUGCCUGGAGAGAGGAGAGAGUAGUAUUUUCUUUUCUUCUCGUUCUCUCUUAAUUUUUUAUUCGCAUUACAUGUUACUGAUAUGUGAGGGGAAAAAACCCCCAGUAAACCAGCUGUCUUUUUUAUUAUUAUUAUUAUUAUUAUUAUUAUUAUUAUUUUUAUGUAAACUAUUGCUAAUGUAAUGUGCUUGCUGUUUUGUUUAAACUCACGUAUUAAUUGUGCUUCGUUUCAUGGCAUUUAAGGGUGCAUUUUGUGAUGAUUGCUCAUGUUUACAUUUUUCAGACCCAGAAAUUAGCUCCCCCCCCCCCAAAAAAAACAGGAAUACCUUUUUGUGUUUGUUUUGGUUUGUUUUUGUUUGUUUGUUUUUACAGAGGGAUAGGUCUUGGAAGGACGAUUCUGAGAUUCACCUCACAGGCAAUAGAAGGUGCUAAAAAUGGCAAAGGGCUGCUUUAAAUUCUGUUAGACUUCAAUCUACAGAAUUUUAGCCUGAACACAGCUGAUCUAGAGAUAGAGAGAGUGUGUUUAUAUGACAAAUCAUAAAUUCAUUGUCCAGCCCAUCAGGCAUGUCGGUCAGUCCUCCUGUGUGUUGCUAGGUCGUAUGUUUUGGUUGCCAGGAAACGUGACCAAAUACGGCGUGUUAGUGGUAACUAACAUAAUGUAAGGUAGCAGAGUUAAGUGCAUUAAUAGAGAUUAAGGGAAAUGAACGUGUGAUCACGCAGUAUAUAAUGACAAAACAUCUGGAAGACCCUUGUAAACGUUUUAGCUGUGGCGUUUCAGUCUGGCUAGUGUUUUUAUUUUGUCUCGCUAUGUUUAACCACAUAGUACUGAGCUGGAGAGUUACACUAUAUUGCCAAAAGUUUUGGCACGUCUGCCUUUCCAUUCGCAUGAAUGUAAUAUGGCGUUGUCCCGCCCCUUUGCAGCUAUAACAGCUUCAGCUCUUCUGGGAAGGCUUUCCACAAGGUUUGGGAGUGUUUUUAUGGGAAUUUUUUUGACCGUUCCUCUAGAAGCGCAUUUGUGAGGUCAGGCACCGAUGUUGUGAUGAUGAGAAGGUCUGGUUCACAGUCUCCACUCUACUUCAUCCCAAAGGUGUUCUAUGGGGUUGAGGUCUGUGAAGUUCCUCCACACCAAACUCACUCAUCCAUGUCUUUAUGGACCUUGCUUUGUGCACUGGUGUGCAGUCAUGUUGGAACAGGAAGGGGUCAUCCCCAAACUGUUCCCACAAACCAUGAAAUUGUCCAAAAUGUCUUGAUAUGCUAAAGCAUUAAGAGUUCCUUUCACUGGAACUAAGGGGCCGAGCCCAACCACUUUUGGCAAUAUAGUAUAUAUGAUAGGUUUGUGCUGCUCGGUUUUGCAUAAACCACAAAACAGAAUAGCUGGAGCAUGAAAUCAUCUUGAGUGGUGCUGAUUGUGACUCAGAACAGGAAGCGGAAACCUGUGAUAUUGGUCUCAGCCAUCAUGUGUUAACACCACUAUGUUUCAUAACCACUUCAGGUGUUUCGAUUGCAUGCUUGUGAAAUGCAGUUAUUAAAUGUUUGACCAGUUAAACAGCAUGUGGUGGGAUUCAGAGAGACAAGGACGUGCUGUAGGUACAGCAUCAAGGUGCGUCACGCUAUCAUGACGUGCAUUAAGCAUAAAUAUAAUCAAUCAAAUGAAUAUUUUUUUGUAACCAUAUACUUGUGCUCCUGCAUUGACCAGCCCGUGUGCUCUGAAUCUGUCGUGUGCUACCGUCACCAUGUUUCACACCACUUGCUUGGACCCCUGUGUCACUUCAGCCCCAUGUUUGACCAACAAACACACAACUUUUUCUCUCAGAUAAAAAUCUUAGAAGUUUAAGACCCAAAUCGUAUCUCUACACAGAUUUUCACUUCAUUACACAUUAGUGUUUAAACAUUUCAGCUUCAGGCUGCUGCACAUUUCAAUUAUACUGAAUAGCAUUUCAUUUACCUGUAAAGGACACUGUGAUGUUUUUUUUUUUUUUUUUUUACUUUAAUUUUUAAAGGAAAAUAAAAAGAAAAGAAAGGUUUCUAACUUAGGAUAAGUGGGAUUUUUGCAUUAAAUGAAAGUUUAUUAAGCUCUACAUUCGUGGGAAAAAAGAGGAAAGGGUCGUGUUUGAUUAGUUAGCUAAGAGAUUAUUUACUGUGUUGAUGCUUUGUGUGUGUGUGUUGUGUGUAUGAACAUUAUCGUUGCACUUGGAGCUCUGAGUGGAUUUUUCCUCUCCUUCACUAUGCAACUAAUCGGACAAUCUUUAUUCUUUACCCUCUAAGUAGCAAUUAUCUGAUGGUCGCUCAGUUUCACAUGCAAUAACUUCACUUUGUUUUUUUUUUUGUCAGUGUGUUGGUGUGAAAACCAUCGUUUUUAUUUUCGUCUGCGUUAAAAAUGUAUAAAGACUUUGCAUCGUUAGUAGAACACACCUGUAUAACAUAUAACAUAACAUGGCUUUUUACUGUAAGUAAUCAGUAACCAGUAUUUCAGAUUAAACUAUGUUUGAGUUUA